GCCCCAGCGAGUUCAGAGCCUGAGGCCCGAUCCAGCAGGCCCGGGACCUAGCCUUACCUGCACUCGCUGAAGAUGAGCAAAUCCAUAACUCCUUCAACAUACGUGCGCUGCAUUGGUUAUAAACUCAUGAUGCAACUGGCUGAUUUCAUUGAUCCACAAGAAGGAUGGAAGAAGCUAGCAGUAGAUAUAAAAGACCCUUCUGGCGAAGACAGAUACAACCAAAUGCAUAUAAGGAGAUUUGAAGGGCUAAUAAAGAUGGGUAAGAGCCCCACCUGUGAAUUACUCUAUGACUGGGGAACAUCAAACUGUACAGUUGGUGAUCUUGUGGAGCUAUUGACCAGGAAUCACUUCCUAGCACCAGCUAGCCUUCUGCUUCCAGAUGCUGUUAGGGUGGCAGAUGAUGUUACGGUACCUCUUUCUUCACAAGAAACUAUGCCUAUAGAUAAAACUAUGCCUGUACAGGAAAAACCAGUAAUAUCUGCAACACCUCUUUUAGCUGAGAGUAGUGAGGGACAACUUUCAGCUCCUUCCUGCUUACCUCAAGAGAACAACAGUCUGCAACUUAGUGACACAGGUUUCCACAGCUUUUGGUUCCAUGAGUUGAAAAAUGUUACAAACAACUUCGAUGAACGACCUACAUCAGCUGGAGGUAAUAAACUGGGAGAAGGAGGCUUUGGAGUUGUGUACAAGGGCUACAUCGAUGGCAGAAUUGUGGCAGUGAAAAAACUUGCUGCUAUGGUUGAUGUAAGCAUUCAAGAUCUGAAACAGCAGUUUGAUCAAGAAAUAAAAAUAAUGGCAAAAUGUCAACAUGAGAACCUAGUAGAACUGCUUGGUUUCUCAGGUGAUGGUGAUCAGCCCUGUCUGGUUUACGAAUACAUGCCCAAUGGUUCAUUGCUUGACAGACUGGCUUGUCUGGAUGACACUGCACCAAUUCCUUGGAGUGCAAGGUGUAACAUUGCUCAAGGUACAGCAAAUGGCAUCCGCUUUUUGCAUGAAAACAAUCAUAUUCACAGAGAUGUUAAAAGUGCAAAUAUCUUACUAAAUGAAUUAUUUGUGCCAAAAAUUUCUGACUUUGGACUUGCAAGGGCAUCUGUGAAAUUCACACAAACCAUCAUGACAGAUAGAAUUGUGGGAACAGCAGCCUAUAUGGCACCCGAAGCGCUGCGUGGAGAGAUAACACCCAAAUCUGAUAUUUUCAGUUUUGGUGUGGUUUUACUGGAAAUAAUAACUGGGCUUUCGCCAAUAGAUGAAAACCGGGAGCCACAGUUACUGUUAAGUAUCAAAGAAGAAAUUGAAGAUGAGGAAAAGACAAUUGAAGAUUAUGUUGAUGAAAAAAUGAGUGAUUGGGACACCAUUUCCAUUGACAAAAUGUAUUCAGUUGCUAGUCAGUGUCUGAAUGAAAAAAAGAACAGGAGGCCAGACAUUAAGAUGGUCCAGCAGCAUCUACAAGAGAUAAAAGCCUGAUAUCUGUUUCUUACCAGUUUGGUGCUAUUCCUGCAUUCAAGGCUUUUGUGGCCUAUAUGUGCAAUCUGUU
Molecule: messenger RNA, 1534 nt
Organism: Emys orbicularis (European pond turtle)
Lineage: Eukaryota; Metazoa; Chordata; Testudines; Emydidae
Gene: IRAK4
Product: interleukin 1 receptor associated kinase 4
Exons: 12
Coding region: 73-1464 (463 amino acids)
Biological process (GO): signal transduction; protein phosphorylation
Molecular function (GO): ATP binding; protein serine/threonine kinase activity; magnesium ion binding
Source: RefSeq, a predicted model, not a curated record